AUGGGCUCAAAGCAAUAUUCCAAGUACUUGCUCCCCUGCGGUGGGGCCAUUGAGGUUGGUGGAGCUGAGCGUGUGCAAGUUCCGACCCUGGUAUCUCUACAGAAACUCAGCAAGGUCCUGCACAUUCACGCCCACUGGCAAGACUCGAUAUAUCAGGGCCUCAAGACAUGGGAGCUCAGGAAUCAGCCGUGGUCCUUUAAAGGGAAGAUCGGCUUGUGGCACGACUCCACCUUGUGCGGAGAGGUUGCAGUCACAGGCUGCUCUUUGAUUGCCUUGCGCAGUGAUGAUGGAGAAUGGGAGUCCUACGACACCUCGGAACAGGCGCAGAAUCUUAGCCCACUACGGCCCGAGAACAUGCUCAAGCACAGAGUCCCAGCAGAAACUCUUAAGGUGCUGGCUCAGGGGUGGAAUCGCAUGUAUGCCUGGUUCCUAGAGGAGCCCUACAGAUAUGAGCAAGGCAUUCCCAUUAAGAUCCGAAAAGGAUGCCAGAAGAUCCAAAACAUGGAUCCGGAGACUUGGAGUGCAGUGUGGAAGGACUUUCAGAUGCAGAAACCAGAUCAAAAACCAGAUGUGAGGCAACACACAUUGCCAAAAAGACUCACUGUCCUGUCCGUGAACAUGCGAGAUGCAAACAAAAUUCUUGAAGGUGAUCUGUCUUUGCUGCUGCAAAGCUACAAGCCAGACAAAUGCGGGGUGGCAUAUCUUGCAUUCCAUCAGUCCGGAUCGGCAUUUCUCCUGGGCACGGUGGAUAUUGUCCAGGUGCAGGAGAUCAAGAGUUUGCCAGCCUUGCGCAAAUUGGAGCGAGAAGGCUACAUCCACGGUUUGGAACCUACAUCUCGGCACAUGCUGGCACUGAAAGAAGGGAAGCGACUUCAGGCAUGGAUUAUCAAGGACCAGCAGCACCUCAACCCUCCAUUCACAUGGAAGACUGACGCUUUGUUGCCUCUUCCAGCAACAUGGCUGAAGGGCAAUAUGCCGAGCUUGUCUUUGGUGCAAAUAUCGCACUACUUCAUCGAUCGGCUUUCUGCGCAUGAAUACCAACAGCUGGAGGCCAUAGCUCAUGGAUUGAACGGGAGAAGUGUCCCCGUGGCAUCAACAUGCAGCGGUCUAGCCACAGCUGGCCAUUGCGUCAAGGCACUUUUCCAAGCGAUCAAUCAGCGCUUCAACACAGACGUGCAAGCAAGCUGCGAGUUUGCUGUUGAAAUUGAACCUUGGAAACAGCAGUUCAUUCUAGAUGCCCAUGGAGACCAAAUUCGCCAUUUGUUUGCAGAUGUGAAGUGCUUCAAGGAAAAGCAUGCAUUUUGCUUGCGUGAGCAGCGAACAGUGAAGAUCCCUUCAGUCUUUCUGUUGAUCUCCAGCCCGUCGUGUGUGAAUUUGUCGGGCCAACGGAUUGACCGAGAAGGAUUUGCAUCAUGCUAUGAAGGUGGAGUAGACUGUGAGUCCGGGGUCACAUAUGAGUAUGGCUACAAACAGGCAACCAUCCAGACUCAAGCUUCAGUGACAAUCUACGAAAACGUUCGGGAUGACUUCGCCCAGUUCAAUCAUGUUUUCGAGUACACCAAAGCUGACUCCUGCAGUUUCCUCAUGCCCCAGCGGCGUGAGAGAGUCUGGGGCAGCAGUUGCCUUGGGGAGGACAAGGAUACUUACCCAUUGAGAAUGAGAUUGACACUACAACGCGUGCAAUCCACCCAGCGAUUUCCACUUCGUUCCAUUUUGAGAGAUGAUCUUCCAGAGGAGGAUGAACCAACUGGGGAAACGGUGCAAAAGCAUUUUCAAUCAAUCAAAGCGGCAUGUGAGUCUCGGAGGGUGAGUCUUUCCAGUGCAACCUUUGACACAUCCACCAGUAGGAGCCGCAAGCCAGAAUUUGCUAUUGAUAUGCUCACUUGCAUCAGACCCAGCCAUCGAAUCUGGGCAUUUGGCCCCAAGCGCUAUGUUGACCCUCAAGAGAUGCUCAAAGCUCAUGGAGUUUUUGCUCAAGAGCUGCCAAACCCAAGUGCACUGCAGGAUUUGACUAGUUCUCAGGCCCAUGAUUUUGCUGGACAUGCUUUUUCCACAAGUGCAUUGGUUGCAAAGGUCUUGUGCACCAUGGUCAAUGCUAAUGCGUGGAGGCAGCUGGCAAAGUGCACACCUUUGUCAAGCGAAGGGAUCUUGCAUGAAUGCAUGAACCAAUCCAAGAAAAGCAAGAGAGAUGCACCAACUCCAGGUGAAGGGUGUUCCACCAGCGGCAAGAAGCAAAAAACUCAGAAGAGAGGCCAGAAGAGGCCGACUCCAGACGAGCCAGAUGAGCCGGGAAACCCUCCAUUGCAGGAAAAACAAAAGAAGACCAAGCAGGGGCACAACAUGAAGGGCAGCGUUUUGACCAUUGGAAAGAAGAUGGAGAUUCUGAAGGAGUAUGAAGAGUUGCAAAAGACUUGCAAGCAUCAGGAGAAGGACUGUGGAGGAUCAGAGGAAGAAAUUCAGCAGCUCUCUGCUCGCCAAGCUGCCCUGAGGGCAAGCUGGCCCCAUCCUGUGAAGCUGGCUGAGUCCCAGCGCGCUUUGAACCAGGCAGCGCUCUCCUUUGCCGACAAAUAUGGUUUCUCCAUGUUCAAGCAGGACAAGCCAACAAGGCACUUGCCGCGCAGUCACCCUGCAGUUCAGCAUGUGAAUGACUGGAUCUGCUCCAACAUCCAGCAGGGCCAUGUGGACAACCGGUUGGUGGGGAACUGGGAUCAGGUGUGGACGUGCCUGUUCGAGCCCAUGAGAAAAACUUUGAGUAAGACAACAGAUCCUGGUGCCAAGGAUCCCCUCACAAAGUACCCCCAAAGACAGGUGAUCCGUGAAGCGCUCGACGAGCACUUUGGAGAUACGAUUGAGAUGCCUCAACAUCAACGGAACUCUAAGUGGCAGAACAAGCUUGCUGACAUCCGUGGCACUGGUUUUGGCUAUGUGACAAUUCCUGAGAACAGUGUGUCCCAAGAGGAGAUCAAUGAGCUCAAUAAAGAGCAUGCUGGAAUCUUGGUCGUGACCACAAGUGGCAGUGACAGUCAUAUGUGGAAUGGAGCAACGACUGUUCGAUUUUUGGAACACAUGACCAUGGAGGUGCGGAAGCAGCGAGCCAGGUUUGGCCUUGACUCAACUUCCAAACCUAUGCUUAUUUGCGAUAGAUGCACAAGCCAUGUGAGCCAAACCUUUCUCACUCUUCGCAAACAGUGGGCUGUUGAGAACAACGUCCUUUUGGUAGGAGCAGAUGCUACUUCAGACUACCAGGUGCCCGGAGGCUGGGGCCUCAGCUCUUCACCAAACGAUGGUUGGCAGGGGCACUGGCACAUGAUUCGUAUGGCAUACCUCAGGUGCAGCUUGUCUUUACCUCUGAACCCUUUGUACCAGAAAGAGGUUGAAGAGCAAGAGAUUGCCCCCGGGGCAAUACCAAUGAUUUCUUACCCUUUGAGAACCAGCCUAGCAGCAGAUGCCUUUGCUUUCACAAAGCUGCAGGAGUACAAACAAGGCAAAGUGAUCCUUUGGGCAUGGCUUUCGCGUGGCUUCCUCACGGAGCAAACUGCUGCAAACUGGUACUUCGAGGGUGACCUGGAGAAGCUCGCAGAAUACAUGAAGGUUGCCAGAGGUAGCUACCAGGAGCUUUUGAGGAUGAACCAACUUCCCUCUCUCGACAAGAGUGCCUACAGAUUGGCAUGGGAGAAGGCAGCGGCCCCAAUGAAGGGGGAGCAUAUUCAUGCAUGGUAUGUCAAAAUGGAGACUGCAGAUCCGCUACAGCUUCCACGUUGGUUCAACGCUCCCAUUGAAGUCACCAUGUCUUACUGGGUUGAGUCAAGACGCAAAUGGGAUGCAGCCUUGGCAGCCAGGGCCAAACUGGGCAAGACCCUCCCACCCAAGUCAGCCAAGGCGUACCAGUCUUUUGUGGAUGCACCAUACCGCAAGGUUGUCCUUGACAUGGUGGGCAAGCAACAGGUCGUGAAGCCAUCCGCAGCUACAGGCGCAACAUUGCAGCGCUGCAUGGUGCUGGAGCUCAAAAUGUCGCUUGACCCAGCACAUCUGGCACUGCGCUUUGGACAGGGCCCAUUCUACCAUUUGUUUAUCAGACAAUUCGAGAUUCAAGAGGCCAGGUGCAACCAAUUGGGCAAGAAAGGUCUUGAAUUUCAGGAGUUGUUCAUUCUUUCAAUGCAGAAUGGGUGGUAUAUUUUUUUGUUGUUGUGGGGGGAAAUGUACAUAGAAUAUGGACGUUUGAUGUUCCGAGCGUGCUUUGAUAUUUAG
Durusdinium trenchii is the source of this 4248-nucleotide messenger RNA. Lineage: Eukaryota; Dinophyceae; Suessiales; Symbiodiniaceae. The record is from the annotation of a GenBank genome assembly.